AUGUUUUCCGUGGCCGAGGAGGGCGAGGGCGUUUCGGACUCUGUCAUACAGCUGUUGGAGGAUGAGCUGAACAAGCUGAGGCAGCUGCAAUCUCGGCACAACACGGACCUGGACCUGUUUACCAUUCUGGCUGUGCAGUUCGAACUCCAGUCGUACUACUUCAUACCCCUAUCAACCGCCGACAAAUCCACCUUCCGCCACAACGUGAACCGCGCAUACAGCACGGCGCAAGCCAUCAUCAACCUCGCCCUGCGCCUCGAGAGCUCCCAGCGGUUCCUCUACCACGCGCCGCAGCACGUCUUCCGCACGGUGCUCGACGCCGCGACGGUCGUCUUCGACGUGCUCCUCUCGGGCCACGCGACGGACCUCGAGCUCGCCAACGCGGAGGUCUCGAUCAAGAACUCGCAGGAGGCGCUGCGCCGGUGCUCCGUGCAGGAGGGCGACUUCGCGAUGCGGGUGCUGCGGAUGACGGAGUCGUACUGGAGCCUGCGGCACAUCAUGCCGCCGCUCGAGGCGCCCAUCUCGCGGUAUCCGCACCGGACGGGCGCGGUGCUGGCGUUCGGGACGCUGCGGCGGUGGAAGAAGGAGCUGGACCAGGCGAGGAUGGGGCAGCAGCAGGGCGGUGGCGCCGGAGGGCAGACGGGCGGAGGGGCCGGAGGAGGAGCGGGAGGAGUGGGAGGGGGCGCGGCGGGAGCGACGCGUGAGUGUAGGGGACGGACGGCGGUGCUUGGGGGCAGUGUUGCUGACCUUGCGGCAGCGGCGGCGACGUAUGCGAAUAACGCCAACGUGUUGCCGACGAGUGAUUUGCUACAGGAUAUCGACUGGUCGAUGCUGAUGGACGACUUUGACUGGACCGCAGGGGGCGCGGGGGAGCCCAACUUUUUGGGGCUUUCGUAG
Molecule: messenger RNA, 897 nt
Organism: Colletotrichum chrysophilum
Lineage: Eukaryota; Fungi; Ascomycota; Sordariomycetes; Glomerellales; Glomerellaceae
Exons: 2
Coding region: 1-897 (298 amino acids)
Source: RefSeq, a predicted model, not a curated record